Molecule: messenger RNA, 255 nt
Organism: Dovyalis caffra
Lineage: Eukaryota; Viridiplantae; Streptophyta; Magnoliopsida; Malpighiales; Salicaceae
Source: the annotation of a GenBank genome assembly
AUGACUAUGGGAUUUUUACUCAAACGAGAGAAUAUGAAAAAUGAGAGUGCACGCAACAAGAAGUUUGGAAGAGCUGCCUUGUACGUAUUGGUGUUUGGUGGCCGGCGGAGCGUUGCUCUAUUUCUGGCAGAGAGAGUCUGUGAGAGACCCAAAGAUGAAGGGAACGAAACGUUGGAGAAGAUGACACUGUGGGAGAAAAAGAGGGGUCAGAGGGUUGUGGGUGGCUGUUGUGGAGAGUGGAGUGUGGAGUGGUGA